AUGCGACUUUCCCUACUAUUAUUCUUUCUUGUCGCAAUUGCGACAGUCGACGCAAAGAAGAAGAAACCACGUGGCUCUUCGCGAAUCAGUCGCCAUCAUGACGACGACGACAAUAGUCAUGAAGAGAAUCACGGUGAGAGUAGUAGUGAUGGAUUGUUCGGAUGGGGUCGGAUUCUUCGAAAAACAUCGCAUUAUUUCACUCCGCUCGUCGACAAGGCUUUGGGUGUGUAUGGCCAAAUACAAGGUAUCGCUCCACCGAAGAAGCAUCGAGAUAGUGAGGAAGAAUCAGACGAGGAGAGUUCGGAAGAGGUGAAGAGACGCAGAAAAUCGAAGAAGAAGAAGAGAGGAAAGAGAAGAAGGAAGGAAGAGUCGGAGAGUGAAGAGAGUGAGGAGAGGGCAGAGAAUGAGAGAAAGGUGGAGAGCGAGGGAAGUGUAGAGAGUGCAGAGAGCGCAGAGAAGACAGAGAGCAAGAAACCUGAAGAGGGAGCAGAGAAAACAGAGGAAUAA
Messenger RNA from Caenorhabditis angaria, 507 nucleotides. The record is from the annotation of a GenBank genome assembly. Lineage: Eukaryota; Metazoa; Nematoda; Chromadorea; Rhabditida; Rhabditidae.